UGAAUUGUAUAAUUCGUACUUCCUUGAUUUAUCUUUAUAUAUUAAUUACGAAUAAUUUAAACAACAGUAGACGAAAUAAGGAGAACUUUUUAUAUCACUAGCAAUUAAAUAUAGACUGGAUUUAACUUACAUGUUGUUGAAAAUUUUAAUGUAAAAGGAUCUGAAGAAAAUGAAAAUUACCAAAUUAAACGAUAUUCUAAUACAAAGGGCGACUCUUGUUAUAAUAUUGACAUUCUUAAAAGUUGAAAUAAUUUCAGCACAAAGAGAACAAUUCAGAGUAUUUAGAAUAGAAUCGAAUCCACAACUACAAAGGCCUGAGCCGUUUUACUUUAGGCCUUCAGGUCAAGAAAAUACACUUCAUUUCAAUGGUGGUUCCUUCAGAGUUGAAGGUGCUGUACCUCGUGAAAUAAACCAAGGACAGUCAGAUCCAGGUCGGCCAUUUCAAUCUAAUCGUGCUCAUGAAUUCCGAGGAUUUGAUAGACAAGUAUCAAUACCUAUAGAUCCAUGGGGACAGAUUGUGGCAGAUGUUCUGCCUGAUCAUAUGCGUCAAAAUGUAAGGUUGGAGAAAAUACCCCAACCAGAUAAUAGUCCAUCUGCAGUCCUACCUGAUCAUUUACGAUCUACAAGUAACAACGUAAAUAAGCAAAGUUCGCACAUAAAAGAAAAUAAUAGACAAACUAAAGCCAUUUCAGGCCAACACACUGUUGAUAAUCAAAAAAGGCCUAGUAAGAACGCACAUAGCCAUAAGGAGCCAAUGAAUGCAAAUGUUGGGAUAUUUGACGUGUUGAUUGAUCCUCAACAAUCAAGACUAAAUGGUGGUACACAGUCACCUUAUGACACUUUCCAACCAACUCCGACUCCUGAUGCAUUUAAUCCUGAAGGAUAUGUUCCCGUGUUAUUCCCAUUUUCUGGGGAUAGGGAAUUCGAUCCAAGAGAUUUCCUUAUGCAGUCGGACCCACUGUUUAUAGAUGUAGGAAUGGGCAAUCCACAGCAGAACAACCAACAAAGUCAAACACAGUCCGGGAAUAAACAGGGAAUUGUGGGAAAUUCAAAUCAAAAGACACCAUCUAUCGAUUCUCAACUGAACACUCAACAAGAUCAUUCUAAAAGUACUGCUUUAUUGGUGAAUGCUAUGCUUCAAAAUACUAGAUUUAUGGAUGCGAUGGAUGAAAUUCAACAUAUUUCAAGAUUGUCUAAACCAAUUUUGAGACAAUCUAAUCAAAAUCAAUUCGUGACAGAAGCACCCUCAUAUAAUAAUGCAAGACUUCAGGAAUCACAGAUAAAAGAUACAAAAUCUAUUUUUCCGCAAACACAAACUGAGAAACAGCCAACAGAAAUCAGAAAUAAAAAAAUGAACAACGUAAAACCAGAGAAGAAAGUUAUUCAGCUUAGUACAAGUCCAAAACAUGUUGCUGAAAAUAUAAGGAAUCAAGUAAUGAGUUUCGGAGAUCCGAGAGCACCAAAAGUUGUAGAAAUACAAAUCGAGUCAGAAAGGCCCGAGUUAACAAAAAGUCUUUUGAUGAAUCUGCUUACAGACCGUAAUGUUCAGUUUUCAAAUGGUCAAUCUCAGAACAGUAUGGAGAGCAAUGGAAACCAAAAUUCAGCUACAACCUCCCUUUUAUCUUUACUCUCUGGCCAGCAACAACCUCAUCUACAAUUUUCAGCAGGAAUACCAAGCUCUUAUUAUACUCAGGAAAUAAUAACCCCACAAGUAACUAAACCCAUAUUUAAACCGCGGUUUAGAGCAGGAGUUCCAAUUUCUCAUUUUCCGGAUAAACAAUUUAUAAAAUCAGUUAAGCAUAAUUCACAACUAUUUGAAAAAAAUGUUAAAGCAUUAAUUCCUAAUUCGCUAAAACCGAAAUUCCAAUAUUCACCAAAGCAGAGUGAACCAACACAGAAAAUAGACAAAAUGAAAGCAGCACGAUCAGAUAUGCGUAUAAUACCAACAAAGCAGGCAGUUCAAAUCGAAAAUCAUAAACAAAGAAAACAAAGGGAUCAAAUUGAAUUGCCUAAUAUAUUUGUACCAACUUUGAAUGGCAAUAAUCAAGAGGUGUAUGUCUCUGCUAUACCAUCAUUUUCGAUCUAUCAAGGAAAACGAAAAUUACCUGUACGCAAAGUGCAAAAUGUUCCACUAAAUCAUAACUUUGUUGUUAAAGGUAAUGAGAGACAAAAUGGAUAUAUACAUCCACCUGUUUUAAAGACAAUAAGUACAGUUAAAACUGUAAAAGAACAAUUUGAUUCUGGUGUACCAAAAAUUUUACCUGUACGCAAAAUACAAAGUGAUCCGGUUAAUCAUAAGUUUAUUGUAAAAGGAAAUGAGAGACACAAUGCAUAUGUACAGCCUUCUGGUUUAAAGACAAUAAAUCCAGUUACAACUGUAAAAGAACAACUUGAUUCUGGUGUACCAAAAAUUUUACCUGUACGCAAAAUACAAAAUGAUCAAAUAAAUCAUAAGUUUGAUGUCAAAGGAAAUGAGAGAGAAAAUGCAUUUCUACAGAAUUCUGGUUUAAAGACAAUAAGUCCAGUUACAACUGUAAAAGAAACAUUUGAUUCUGGUGUAUCUAAAAUUAACCAAAGAGCUGAAUCCGAAGCCCUAGUAAAUAUGCCACUAAAUAAAGCACAACCAGCAGUUCAUGUACCUCUAUUUAAUGAAAAUAUUCGACAAAACAUUAAAUCUAAAGUCGAAAAAAGAAAAAAGAAAAAAAUAAGACAGGAAGCUAGUUCUAAAAAGAUGACACCGGCUUCUGAAGUUGUUUCCGCCAUUCGAAAGGAUAAAAGUAGCAACGCUGAACAUUCCAAUAAAGAAUUAGUAUCCUCAAGUAUAAUUACGCCGAAUGCAAAAAAAGACAUAAAGUUAAGAGACAAUGUGACAAAUGAAAAGAAGGAGAAAACGAAAGAAUUGUCAAACAAAAAGGAGGAUUCAAAGAGUAAAACGAAGUCAAAAAGCAGAAAAUCUAAAAAAUCUAAAAGUAAAAGUAAAAGUAAAAAGAAGUCAAGGAAAAGUAAGAAGAAAUCUAAAAAGAGCAAUGACAAAUCAAAACAAGGAACCAAUAAGGUGUAAAAAAAAAACACACCACAAAACAAACAAUCCAGAGAAAACACAAAAACCUACAAAGAUGUACUUAACAUUCACGAUCCGGUUCCAGUUAUUGCCCUUAUGCCAUACGAUGUGUUUUAAAAUAGAACAAGAAUAUAAAAUAGCAACUAACAUGUAUCUAUGUUUAAAGUUUGCUGUAACAUUUCUCAAAGAUUAGCACAUCACAAUAUAUACAAAAAGGCAGCCUAUGACUUUGUACAUGAAGGUCCGGUAUCAUCAGUCUCUGAUAUUAUAAAAUGGCUCAGCAUCGACAGUAUUUUGUCUUUACAUUAACCUUAUGAAUCUUGGUCAGAAGAUUUUAUGUCGUUAAUCUAUUUUUUUUAUAUGAAUGUAGAAAGAUAUACAAUGCAUUUAUAUGAAAAUGCUGGAAAUAUCAGUAAUUAUACUGAAUUAAACUUACAAUUAUUCAUGAUGAAAUAGCUUUUUAUUCAAGCUUAUUUUUGUGGUACGUUUUUUAGGUUUCUGAAAAAAUAACAAGUUCCUCUUGAUGAAGGGUAUAAUAUGUAUAUCCAUCAUUCGAUCUUGAAAUGGUUUUUUGAAUGUAUUACGGUUGUUGUUUUAUUUUUUGGUUUCUGUAUUUUUUUUUAGGAAUACCUCAAAACUCUGUUUAUUCACUUGAGAAUGAAUGCAACCUACUGUAUAUGAGCUAAAACUCUUUUUUGGUUUUUGGUUUUUUCUUCUCACGAAUACCUCAAAAUUCUGUUUAUUCAUUUGUGAAUAAAUGCAACCUAUUUGAUCUAUAUCAAAUAGUAAAUGCCUCGUUUGUGUAUAUUUAUGUUUGUCAUCAUCUACAUUUCAACUCUUGUGUAUUUUAACAAAAGGAAAUAACAAGGGUUAAUUGGUCAACAGCGUCAAGAUGAUCCUUUUUCGUUCGUCUUUUUUAAAACUUGAUCAAAACGAGAUAAAGGAUGUUUGUCGCCAUAACGUCUGUUAAGUAUACAUAUUUAUAUUUUUUUACUAAAAUUUCAUUGUGUAUAUACUUGUAAUUUUACUGUACAUAUACAUAACAUGUAAAUAAAAUUCCUUUUUAUACA
Mytilus trossulus (common blue mussel) is the source of this 4131-nucleotide messenger RNA. RefSeq lists its product as uncharacterized. The record is from RefSeq and is a predicted model, not a curated record. NCBI's taxonomy places the organism in Eukaryota, Metazoa, Mollusca, Bivalvia, Mytilida, Mytilidae. Bases 170 to 3061 code for a protein of 963 amino acids. The transcript has 3 exons.